This is a messenger RNA of Phyllotreta striolata, 2568 nucleotides long. Lineage: Eukaryota; Metazoa; Arthropoda; Insecta; Coleoptera; Chrysomelidae. The record is from the annotation of a GenBank genome assembly.
AUGGGAUCAAUUCCACAAUUGUCGAUCCUGAAAGGCCCCACCAGGAUCCUGCACCCCAACACUCUGGACAACCUUCUGGAGGACAUCGCGGGAUCCCAGCAGGAGAACGACGUCGCUUUGAUAUUCGAGAUUAACGGACAGAUCAGGAAACACACCUUUUCUGAGAUCAACCGAAUGGCCAACAAACUCGCCAGGGCUUUGAUCGAAAUCAUCACGACCAAUAAUCUCCAGAGGAACAACGACGGGGAUUUCAUCGUGGCGGUCGACAUGCACCCCAGCGAUCACCUGGUGAUACUGUUGCUCGGUAUCUGGAAAUCUGGAGCAGCUUACUUACCUCUGGAUCCGGCGUUUCCCGACGCCAGAGUGGAGCAUAUCGUGAAAGAAGCGAAACCGGUUCUAAUUGUACACGAAACAGAUUCGAAAUAUUAUUUGGGCACUCGCAAAAUAUCUUUCGAGCAAUUGGUAGAGGAUAGUAGAGAUUAUCCAGAGAGCGUAGUGAUGAAAAACGAGAAGCUCAGGCACGCUAGAGAUGACCUGGCUGUGGUUUUGUACACUUCUGGAAGUACCGGAGUACCGAAAGGUGUGCGCUUGCCUCACAAGGUGAUUUUGAACAGAUUGCAAUGGCAGUUUAGGAGGUUCCCUUACGGUGGUACCGAAAGCGUGUGCGUGUUCAAAACCGCCCUGACUUUCGUCGACAGCAUAGCGGAAAUAUGGGGACCGCUUUUGAACGGCAGAGCUCUGCUGGUGGUACCCAAAAUCGUAACGAAAGACCCCGAACGAUUCAUCAAUCUUUUGGAAAAUUACAAGGUCGAGAGAUUGAUUUUAGUACCAUCGUUGCUACACACGAUGUUAAUGUAUCUGGAGAUGAAUUUGAGCAAAAGGUACCUACACAACCUCAAAACGUGGGUAUGCUCCGGCGAAGCUUUGACCUCGUCGCUGGUGAAAGAAUUCUUCAAGUACUUCCCCGAAAACGAGUACCAACUGUGCAACUUCUACGGCAGCACGGAGAUGAUGGGCGACGUCACCUACCACGUCCUGACCGGCACCCAACAGUUCGAGCGCAACGACCGAGUCCCGAUCGGCGUUCCGCUCGACAACACCAUCAUUUACCUGCUCGACCAGGACUUCCGGCCGGUGAAAGCCGGCGACGUCGGCGAGCUCUUCGCCUCCGGCCUGAACCUGGCCAGCGGGUACGUGGACGGGCGCGAUCCGGAGAAAUUCCUCGACAAUCCGUUAGCCAUCGAUCCCGCCUACGGGAAGCUGUAUCGCACGGGGGACUACGCCCGAUCGGAGAAGGGCCUGCUCUAUUACGAGGGCCGCACGGAUUCGCAGGUGAAAAUCCGCGGCCAUAGGGUGGAUACCGCCGAGGUGGAGAAGGCCGUCAACUCGCUGGAAGGGGUGGAAAAAGGGGUGGUUUUGUGCCACAAACCGGGCGAAAUAAACCAGAGUCUUCUGGCUUUCGUGGUUACGGAGAGCCCGCUCAACGAGCAGCAAAUCGAAGACAUACUGAAGGCCAAACUGGCCUCUUACAUGAUACCGCACGUAAUUCUAGUGGAGAAAAUCCCGUUGUUGAUAAACGGGAAAAUCGAUAGGCAGUACUUGUUGCAAUCGUACGAGAAAACCCAAGGGAACCAAGAAGAUGCGCAGCCGAUUAAAAUCAACUACGAUUUCGUGCCGGCGGAUCAAAUGAAAGCGGCAAAAGUAUUGUUUGAGACUGUCGCGAGUGUGCUAAACGCCACUGUAAGGAGAGAAAUAUCGAUAAACACGAAUUUCUUCGAUAUCGGAGGAAACUCCUUGAAUUCCAUAUACACCAUUUCAAAAUUAAGCGAGCAGGGUUACCAUAUAAGAAUAGGAGACUUCCUCUCUGCUAUGGACUUCGGGGAAGUACUAUUACGCAUGACAUCAGAUACAUCGAUGAACAUACAAGUACCCAGUUACUCCUGGGAGUUCCUGAAGCCAACUUACAAAAGCAUUGUAAACGAUAUGGUAACGACGAGUUUCUACGAAAAAGCGGACCUGGAGCAAUGGAUAAUAUCCGAAAUCUCCCCGGCCGAUUACUCGGAGUUGAUAGACGAGCUGUGGGCGCCGCUGGUGGAGCAAAAUUUGAGUUUCAUCGUGAAGAACGAGCACGGCAAAAUCGUCGGCGUCGCUUUGAAUUUCGACGCGCGGGACGAGCCCGACGUCGAGAUCCGAUCGAAAUUGACUGUGAUAUUCGAGUUCUUGGAGUCCCUAGAAGGGCCCAUCAGGGACGCCCAAUUACCGCCCGGCAAGGGCGUCGUUUUGCACUCCUUCAUGAUGGCCACCCACGCGUCGCUGUCGCCCAAGGAAAACGUGGCCGUGAUGCAAUUUAUUGAAGGGGAAUUGAUCAAAAUCGCCAGAGGAAGGCACUUUAGGGGGAUAUUCACCACGAACACCAACCCGCUUACUCAGCAAUUAAGUGCUGUUUAUAAUUACCAAACAUUGUUGGAUUAUCAAGUGAAUCAAUUCGUGGCGAGUGAUAACACGAAACCAUUCGGUUUGGCGCCGGACGAGCAGAGGGCUGUGGUGAAUUGGAAACCGUUGGAUUGA